Messenger RNA from Hemiscyllium ocellatum (epaulette shark), 2615 nucleotides. RefSeq names its product adenylate cyclase type 4-like. Lineage: Eukaryota; Metazoa; Chordata; Chondrichthyes; Orectolobiformes; Hemiscylliidae. Gene Ontology annotation, molecular function: adenylate cyclase activity. The transcript has 12 exons. Bases 1 to 1719 code for a protein of 572 amino acids. Gene Ontology annotation, biological process: adenylate cyclase-inhibiting G protein-coupled receptor signaling pathway; intracellular signal transduction; cAMP biosynthetic process. The record is from RefSeq and is a predicted model, not a curated record.
AUGCUGAAGUGGGAGCCACUGGAUGAGGUGCAUUGGGUGGGUGGUGCGCUCAACCUCAUCGAAGGCUGCAGAGACAUCGGGAAGAACGGGGAGGGGGGCUUUACCUGUGUCACCGUCCCGGAGAAUGUCACUCACGACAAGACAUCGCGGGUUCACACCGUGGAGAAGCCGUUCAGCUGCACGACCUGCGGGCACGGGUUCAAGUCUUCCUCCCUGCUCACCGAGCACCAGCGGAUUCACACGGGGCAGAAGCCGUUCGCCUGCUUCGUGUGCGGGGAGAGGUUCGAUCAGAUAGACGAGCCCCGCCCCCUCCCCGGCUCCGAUUCGGCGGUCCUCCAGCCCCGCCCACAGCUUCCCGCCGUCCGCCGCGCAUGCGCGCUGCCCCUCAACCCAGCUCGAGGACGACCGUUGCGACGGGUGAGUAUGGCGGGGCAGACGCCGCGGGCGGGUUUCACCAGUAACGCCCGUGAGAACCGGCAGUGGGCGAGGUUACCGCUCUGCCUUUGCGGGCCGGCGCGGACUUUUUUCCUUCCGGAACCUUCCGGGCCCUUGCCCUGCGACAACGUGUCUGCCUCCCUGGCGCUGGGUGAGGGAGACGGGACAGUGGACCUUCAGCCCCUCAUCGCCGUCCCGUACUACAUUUACUGCUGCCUCCUGGGCCUGCUGUCCUGCUCCCUGUUCUUCCGCAUGAACUUUGAGGUGAAGUUGCUGCUGCUGCUGCUGGGCCUGGUGGUCUACAACGUCAUCUUCCUGCACACCCACGCCAGAGCCUCGGAGUUCUACACCUGCUACCUCUACCCCAACGCCAGCCUCGCGGGCGCGCCGAGCCCUGGAGUACUCAAGGACCCCAAGCUGAUGGGGGGCGUCUCCCUCUUCAUCUUCUUCUUCACCCUGUUGGGCCUGGCCAGGCAGAACGAGUAUAGCUGCCGCCUGGACUUUCUUUGGAAGAGGAAGUUCCGUCAGGAGAGGGAGCAGAUCGAGACGAUGGAAAGCCUGAACCGGGUGCUCCUGGAGAACGUGUUGCCUGCCCACGUGGCCGUCAGGUUCAUUGGGCAGAACCGCAGGAACGAGGACCUCUACCACCAGUCGUACGACUGCGUCUGCGUGAUGUUCGCCUCAAUCCCGGACUUUAAGGAGUUCUACUCAGAGACGGACGUCAACCGGGAAGGGCUGGAGUGUCUGCGCCUACUCAAUGAGAUCAUUGCCGAUUUCGACGAGGUCCUCUCCAAGCCCAAGUUCAGUGGGGUGGAGAAGAUAAAGACCAUCGGGAGCACCUACAUGGCAGCGUCCGGACUCUAUGCUGCUCUGGGUCAGGAGAACCCACAGGACGGCGAGCGGUGUUGGAGCCACGUGGGGGCGAUGGUGGAAUUUGCGGUGGCCAUGAUGGCCAAGUUGGACUCCAUCAACAAACACUCCUUCAACAACUUCAAGCUGAGGAUCGGUAUUAACCACGGCCCCGUCGUUGCCGGGGUGAUCGGGGCCCAGAAACCCCAGUACGACAUCUGGGGGAACAGUGUCAAUGUGGCCAGUCGGAUGGACAGCACUGGGGUCCUGGGCAAGAUACAGGUGACGGAGGAGACGAGCCAAGUGCUGAGUGGUCUGGGGUACGCGUGCCGACCCCGGGGCAUGGUCCAGGUCAAGGGCAAAGGUCAUCUGGUCACCUACUUCGUCUGCACCGACCUGACCCGCUCCAACUCCCAGGGCAACGUGCUCAACUGAGGAGGGGUGGGGGGGCCGGUGGGGGAGGGGUCGGGCAACGGAGGGGUUUCCCCCCACCAACACCCCCUCCCCCUCCCACGGCCUCCAAGUACCAGCUUCUCUCGACUCCCAUCUCGCCACCCCACCCCCUCCCCUCUUCCCCCCCUGUGUCAAAGCAGGAGGGUGGCCAAGGUGGGAUCACUGGGAUACCUGGGAGUUGGGUGGGUGGGAAGGGAUGGAGGGGAAUCUGUCCCGUUUCCCUCCCCCCGCCUCCCCCAAAUCUCGUGUGGUGUCCGCCCCCCCCCCCUCGCCCAAUACACUACCACCUUGGACUCGGAUCUGGCCCACUGUUCGGGGGUAGGGGGAGUGGAGUUGGGGAGGUGGGACAAUGUAGAGGGAGCUUUCCUCUGUAUCUAACCCCGUGCUGUCCCUGUCCCUGGGAUGGGGGGGACAGUGUAGAGGAAGCUUUACUCUGUAUCUAACCCUGUGCUGUCCCUGUCCCUGAGAUGGGGGGACAGUGUAGAGGGAGCUUUACUCUGUAUCUAGCCCAGUGCUGUCCCUGUCCCUGAGAUGGGGGGACAGUGUAGAGGGAGCUUUACUCUGUAUCUAGCCCAGUGCUGUCCCUGUCCCUGGGACGGGGGGACAGUGUAGAGGGAGCUUUACCCUGUAUCUAACCCCGUGUUGUCCCUGGGAGUGUUUGAUGUGGGUGACAGUGUAGAGGGAGCUUUACUCUGUAUCUCUGUGCCGCGAGUGUCGGGCGGGGUGCAUCAAGAGACGACGGGAUUUUCCGUUCAACCCGGACUCACUGCCGCCCCUCCAAACUCACUCACGGUCUGCCCGGCUCCCUCUACACCGUGUCUGAGAGGAUCUGGAUCGCCAGUACGUACCAUGUGCAAUAAAGGAAUUCCUGUUCUGUU